AUGUACUACGUAACCCCCGCUGAAGGGGAGGUCUUCAAGCGCUUCAAUCCCGACCUGCAAAGGCGCAAUCUCGAACUGCGUGAACAACGCCUUAAGAACAACGAAGAAUUCGUGUCCAAGCUGAUCGAGUACUCGAAGUCGGAUAAGCCGAUAUGGGUCGUUGCGGCCGAGGAUGAGAAGAGGCAGAAGGCCGAGCAGGUGAAGAGAGCGGCGGGCGAAUUGGCGGAUAGGGAGAGGAUACGAGAGGAGAUGAGAAGAGCCCAGGUGGACGGAAGAUGA
Cladophialophora carrionii CBS 160.54 is the source of this 279-nucleotide messenger RNA. RefSeq lists its product as uncharacterized. Gene Ontology annotation, biological process: mitochondrial respiratory chain complex III assembly. Gene Ontology annotation, cellular component: mitochondrial membrane. Lineage: Eukaryota; Fungi; Ascomycota; Eurotiomycetes; Chaetothyriales; Herpotrichiellaceae. The transcript has a single exon. The coding region runs from base 1 to 279 and encodes 92 amino acids. The record is from RefSeq and is a predicted model, not a curated record.